AUGAUUCCAUAUCUCCUCAGCGUCGUCAUGGCGGACAUCAAUGUGGAGCAGGUGUUGAAGAAGCUCACCACCAAGGAGAAAGUCGCCCUGACGGCUGGAAUUGACUUCUGGCACACGGCCGCCAUCCCGGAGCAUGGCAUUCCGUCUCUGCGCCUGUCAGACGGCCCCAAUGGCGUCCGCGGCACCAAGUUCUUUCAGGGCACCAAGGCCGCCUGCUUCCCCUGCGGCACCGGUCUCGGCGCCACCUUCAACCUGCCUCUGCUGCUCGAGGCCGGCAAGAAGAUGGGUGCUGAGGCCAAGAGCAAGAGCGCCCAUGUAAUCCUAGGGCCCACCAUCAAUAUGCAGCGCUCGCCCCUAGGCGGCCGCGGCUUCGAGUCGCUCGGCGAGGACCCGGUUCUCGCGGGUCUCGGCGCGGCGGCCCUCAUCAACGGCAUCCAGAGCACCGGCAUCCAGGCGACGCUGAAGCACUUUGUGUGCAACGACCAGGAGCACCGCCGGAAUGCUGUACAGGCCAUUGUUACCGAUCGGGCGCUGCGUGAGAUCUAUACCCUGCCGUUCCAGCUCGCUGUGCGGGACAGUAGCCCGGGAUCCUUCAUGACCUCGUAUAAUGGCAUCAAUGGCACCUAUUGCAGCGAGAACAAGGAGCUGCUGGACGGCAUCCUGCGCAAGGAGUGGGGCUGGGACGGCAUGAUUAUGAGUGAUUGGUAUGGCACAUACACUACCUCGCAAGCGGCCCUCGCCGGUCUGGACUUGGAAAUGCCAGGCCCGCCGCGAUUCAGGGGUGACUUGCUUAACUUCGCCGUGGGCACAGACAAGGUCCGCGAGCAUAUCCUCGACGAGCGUGCCAGGGCCAUGCUCAAGUUCAUCAAGAAGUGCGCGGCAUCGGGCGUUCCUGAGAAUGGGCCGGAGAAGGCAGAGAACACCCCCGAGACUGCUGAGCUGCUGCGGAGAAUUGGUGCCGAGUCGCUGGUUCUGCUCAAGAACGAGGGAGAUGUUCUUCCGCUAAAGAAAGAUAAGAAGACUGUUGUCAUUGGUCCUAACGCCAAGAUUGCAACAUAUCACGGAGGUGGAUCGGCUUCUCUGGCAGCUUUCUAUGCGAUUACGCCAUUUGAUGGUAUCAGUGAGAAGCUCAGCUCAGCUCCCGAAUGGGCUGUUGGCUCUUACUCACACAAGAUGUUACCUCUCCUGGGAUAUUCCGUAACGUCUCUAUCCGGCACACCAGGCAUGACCAUGAGGGCCUACAACGAGCACCCCAGCGUCGCCAACCGCGAAGCAACCGACGACAUUGUCAUCGACAAGACAGAUCUGCUACUCGUGGAUUACUACAACCCUAAGCUCAAGUCCGCAACCUGGUACGCCGACUUUGAUGGUUCGUUCGUCGCUGAUGAGGACUGCACUUGGGACUUGUCUCUCGUUGUGUGCGGUACGGCUAAGCUGUACGUCAACGGCGAGCUCCUUGUCGAUAACGAGACUAAGCAGACACCCGGUAAUGCCUUCUUCGGCACUGGCACCGUGGAAGAGAAGGGCCAGCUGAAAGUGAAGAAAGGCGAGACUUACAACUUCAAGGUGCAGUUCGGCUCCUCAGCGACAUCCAAACUCCCUGGAGCGCUCGACCUCGCUGGCGGCGGCGCGCUGCGCAUUGGUGGUUGCAAGGUGAUCGAUGAGAAGAAGGAGAUUGCCCACGCGGCGGCUAUAGCUAAGGACGCCGAUCAGGUCAUCAUCUGCGCUGGUCUUAACGCAGACUGGGAGACGGAGGGAUCAGACCGAGACGGCAUGGACCUGCCGCCGCCAAUGGACGACUUGAUCGCGGCCGUGGCUGCCGCCAACCCGAAGACGGUGGUGGUCAUGCAGUCCGGCACCCCGGUCCACAUGCCGUGGGUGAACUCCGUGGCAGCCAUCGUCCAGGCGUGGUACGGCGGCAACGAGACCGGAAAUGCCAUUGCCGACAUCCUAUUCGGCGACGUCAACCCCUCAGGCAAGCUCAGCUUGAGCUUCCCCAUCCGCGUGCAGGACAACCCGGCCUUCCUGAACUUCCGCGCUGAGGGUGGGCGCACAAUCUAUGGUGAGGACAUCUACAUCGGAUACCGAUACUACGAGUUUGCGGACCGGAAAGUCCUGUUCCCCUUCGGUCACGGUCUCAGCUACACCCAAUUUGAGUUUAGCGGACUAUCCGUAUCGGACAAAGAUGGUAAGAUCACAGUCAAGGUUACGGUUAAGAACACUGGCAAGGUCAAGGGCGCCGAGGUUGUCCAGGUAUACGUGGAGCCGAAGCAGAAGGCCAAGGUAAACCGGCCGAUCAAGGAGCUCAAGGGCUUUACCAAGGUCGCCCUAGAGGCAGGCGAAAGCAAGGAGGUUAGCGUCGAGGUCGAGACAAAGUAUGCCGCGAGCUAUUGGGACGAGGACCGGUCACAGUGGUGUGUGGAAGAGGGUAAGUACGAUGUCAUCGUGAGCAACAGCAGCGAGGUCAAGGAGGGCAAGGCGCUCCGCGGCUCAAUCACUGUACCCGAGACUUUCUGGUGGAAGGGGCUGUAA
Messenger RNA from Phaeoacremonium minimum UCRPA7, 2532 nucleotides. Its product is annotated as putative beta-glucosidase protein. The transcript has 4 exons. NCBI's taxonomy places the organism in Eukaryota, Fungi, Ascomycota, Sordariomycetes, Togniniales, Togniniaceae. The record is from RefSeq and is a predicted model, not a curated record. The coding region runs from base 1 to 2532 and encodes 843 amino acids. Gene Ontology annotation, molecular function: beta-glucosidase activity. Gene Ontology annotation, biological process: glucan catabolic process.